AUGGCUGGAAAUCAGCCACCACCACCACCGCCUCCACCAAAAAUUGAUUCUUUUUCUCCGUAUUAUCUUGGCCCUCAUGAUUGGCCCGGUGAUUUCAUCACUCCGACUCGACUCCGUGGAGACAAUUAUGAUGAAUGGGCUAACGAUGUUCAAAUGGCUUUACAAGCAAGACGGAAAUUUGUCUUCUUGAAUGGCCAAAUUACUUCUCCCACAUCUCCUUGUACACAAGAUGAUUGGGAUACUCUUCAAGCAAUGCUUAUUUCGUGGCUCAUGAACACCAUUGAUCCCGAAAUCAAAACCACACUUUCUAGAUACAAAGAUGCCAAAAGGCUUUGGGAUACUCUUAAAUCCCGUUUUUCCAUUGUUAAUGGACCUCGAAUUCAGCAGCUUAAAUCAUCAAUUGCUCGUUGUGAGCAAACGAAAACCAUGUCAAUUGCACAAUACUUUGGGAAAUUAAUAGCUUUGUGGGAAGAUUUGAAUAAUUAUGAACCCCUAAUUACCUGUUCUUGCUGCGUUUCUUGUACGGCGGGCGAGCAGCAUGCGAAAAGAAGAGACAAUACAAGACUCCAUCAAUUUUUAAUGGGUUUAUAUCCCGACAAUUUCUCACAAAGUCGUGCAAACAUAUUGUCUCAAGAUCCCCUUCCCUCUCUUGAUCAUGCGUAUCAAUUACUCGUUCAAGAUGAACGGGUUCGAUUCACGCGGUCUCUACCGGAGGACAAGCCUCUUGAUGCUGUUGGUUUCGCCGUCCGUGCGCCACCAGGAAGGGGCAAAUCUAAGCAGCAGAUGUGGGCAGCAAGUACAGCCGGUGUAUCUUCAGAUCCACGAGACAAACAGGACAAAUCAACGCUAUUUUGCUCACAUUGUAGGAAGACGGGUCAUGAACGAUCCGGAUGUUUUGAAUUGAAUGGUUACCCAGAAUGGUGGCCAUCGGGAUCUUCAAAGCUGCAGCCCAUAAAUUCAGGCACUGCUGGUCGUGGUAAACCGCCUCAGAACGCAGGCAAGGGUUGUGGUGGCUCCGCCAUGGCUCACGCUCUCAGCAGCAGCAGCCAUAUCACCUCUUCUCUUCCUUCAACUAAUGGACAGGUUGGGCAGGUUUUCUCACCAGAACAAUGGAAGAUUCUUGCUUCCUUCAUUGGUAAUAAUAAGAUAUCUGAUGAUAGAUUAACGGGUGAGUUUGGUUACAAUUUAUGGAUUAUUGAUACGGGAGCUUCCCGACAUGUUACUUGUACCGAUUCAUGGUUGUUUGAUGUUCAUAAUGUCACUUGCUCGGUGGGUCUUCCUAAUGGAAAAUCUGUGGUCGCAACAAAGGAAGGAUCCGUCUGUUUAUCUGCAAAUUUAAUUCUUAAACAUGUGCUUUUUGUUCUAAAAUUAUGUUGCAAUUUAAUUUUGGUCUCGCAAAUUAUUGAUGAUUUAAAAUGUACUGUACAAUUUACUCCUACUAAUUGUGUUAUACAGGACCAAUUGAGGGAGCCGAUUGGGACGAGCAUUAGGAGGAAUGGACUUUUCUACUUUGAGGGAACUAAUCAGGCUCAACAAAUCUUGGUGAAUGCGGUAUCCUCUACUUUGGAUUUAUGGCAAAAGGAUGGGUCACCCCUCUGA
Molecule: messenger RNA, 1599 nt
Organism: Amaranthus tricolor (Joseph's coat)
Lineage: Eukaryota; Viridiplantae; Streptophyta; Magnoliopsida; Caryophyllales; Amaranthaceae
Exons: 1
Coding region: 1-1599 (532 amino acids)
Source: RefSeq, a predicted model, not a curated record